UAGCAUCUAAUCUCUCAAUAACCACGUUUUUUAUUAGUCAUAACUGUGAAAAUUAAACGACUUUGCUUAUGGCAGUUUUAGUUGCUACUAAACAAUUUAUAAUCUCUCUUAGCAAAUUUGAAGGUGGCGAAACACUAUCCUGAAUGACGUUCUGAACAAAACCAAAAUAAAAGGGGAAACUGGUAUCUUCCUUUACUAGACAGCUGUUGGUGGUGGACAUCAGAACACUUUUCUGGUCUUCAAAGAAACUAGACCUGCUUGGUUAAUUCACCAUGAAUAAUACAGAUGGCAGCAACUAUGGCGUCAACUAUGACAAUGACAUCUAUAAUGACCUUGAUGACAUAUUGCAUACCGUCCUUAAUGGAACUGAAUCUCCCAAGGAUCCACAACUUUACAGCAUUUCCCCCGCUGGUUGGUUUGCAAUGGUCGUAUACUGCAUAGUGUUUGUCCUCGGUGUUCCUGGCAAUGGUCUGGUGGUGUGGGUAACCACCUUUGAAAUGAAAAGGACAGUGAAUUCAGUUUGGUUCCUAAACCUGGCAGUGGCAGACCUUCUGUGUUGUUUUGCAGCACCAUUUUCAAUCAUGUGGAUAGCCCUUGGACACUGGCCACUGGGUCUUUUUGCCUGCAAGACGAUCCCUUCUAUAUUAUUGGUCAACAUGUAUGCUAGUGUCCUUCUCCUCACUAUGAUCAGUAUUGACCGUUGUGCCUUGGUCCUCAAACCUGUGUGGUGCCAAAACAAGAGAACCGUGAAUAAAGCAUAUGUGGCAUGCUUGGUAAUGUGGAUCUUGGCCAUCACUCUGAGCACUCCUUCCUUUGUGCAUCGACAUAUAGCUAAGAAGAAUUUUGGAGAAAUCAUUUGUGUCUAUGAUUAUUCUUCCCUUAAUGAUCAGAGACAGAACGUGGAGAAUUUUAUUGCUAUUUUCCGAUUAUUAAUGGGUUUUGUCAUCCCAUUUGUAGUCAUUACUGCUUGCUACAGUGUGCUUUUGGGAAAAGUGAGUGGACGAUACACCCAAUCUACUAAGACAUGGAAGGUGAUCCUCAUUGUGAUUAUUGGGUUUUUUGUCUGCUGGCUUCCAUACCAUGUUGCUGGACUUUUCCUAGCUGUGCAUAAAACCGACUCAAAGUUAUAUGAAUCAUUCGAAAAUUUGGAUGCAAUUUUCAUCGCACUGGCCUUUGUCAACAGUUGUAUCAACCCAAUUAUUUAUGUGCUAGCAGGUCGGGAGUUCAAAAGCAAAUUCAAAAGAUCCAUUAGGUUUAUUCUUAAGAAUGCCCUGGCGGAAGAUAGUCACAUCCAUCCUUUUGAUAUUUCGGUGGCACCAGGGGAUGCAGCGAUUAAAGCGGAUCUUCACUGCAUUGGAGCACAAGAAACCAAAAACACUAGUUAAUUCAUUUUUAAUAUUCAAAGCAAAC
Molecule: messenger RNA, 1410 nt
Organism: Rana temporaria (common frog)
Lineage: Eukaryota; Metazoa; Chordata; Amphibia; Anura; Ranidae
Gene: C5AR1
Product: complement C5a receptor 1
Exons: 3
Coding region: 273-1385 (370 amino acids)
Biological process (GO): chemotaxis; positive regulation of cytosolic calcium ion concentration; inflammatory response
Cellular component (GO): plasma membrane
Molecular function (GO): G protein-coupled receptor activity; complement receptor activity
Source: RefSeq, a predicted model, not a curated record